UAGAAACAAAUCCAGAACUUAAAACUCAAUAAAAAUCAGAUGGAAAACGAAAUGGUUCAAGACAAAGUAAUUUUAGCCUAUUCAGGUGGGCUAGAUACUAGCUGCAUCCUAAAAUGGUUCCUUGAGAAAAAUUUUGAAGUCAUAUGUUAUAUGGCUAAUAUUGGACAGGAUGAAGAUUUUGAGGCUGCUAGGCAGAAAGCUCUGAAAAUAGGUGCAUCUAAGGUUGUCAUAGAAGAUGUUAGAGAAGAAUUUGUAAGAGAAUAUGUAUGGACAGCUAUCCAAGCUGGUUUAAUAUAUGAAUCCAGGUAUUUAUUAGGUACUUCUUUAGCAAGACCCUGCAUUUCCGUGGGAUUAAUAAAGUGCGCUAGAGAUAAUCAAGCCAACUAUAUUUCCCAUGGAGCGACAGGAAAAGGAAAUGAUCAAGUCAGAUUUGAAUUAUCCUGUUACUCCCUAAGUCCUGAAGUUAAGAUAAUAGCACCAUGGCGACUAGAAGAAUUUACAACCAGAUUCCAAGGAAGGCAAGAUCUACUGAAAUAUGCAUCUGAAAAUGAUAUUCCUGUGUCCGUUACUCCCAAAGCCCCAUGGAGCAUGGAUGCAAAUUUAAUGCACAUAAGCUAUGAAUCUGGAAUUUUAGAAAAUCCAAGUAAAGAGCCCCCAAAAGAUUUGUAUUUGAUGACCAAAGAUCCUAGAUCUGCACCCAACGAACCAGUUAGAAUUGAAAUACACUUUCAACAUGGGUUGCCUGUUUCAGUAAAAACUGACGGUAGUUCUUUUAAUAAUCCACUGGAUAUUUUCUUGUUCUUGAACAAGAUUGGAGGACAACACGGUGUGGGAAGGAUCGAUAUCGUGGAAAAUCGAUUUCUGGGUCUAAAAUCUCGAGGUGUGUAUGAAACUCCAGCCGGAUUUAUCCUACACACUGCGCAUACUGAUUUGGAAGUGUUCUGCUUAGAUAAAGAGGUUUACAGAGUGAAACAAUCCCUGCGAGACCGUUUGUCUGAUUAUGUUUAUAAUGGUUUCUGGUUUUCUCCCGAAGGGCAAUAUGUUCGGAAAUGCAUGGCGCUGGCAGAAGAACCAGUUACAGGAGUGGUGAAAUUAGAAAUAUAUAAAGGAAAUGUGUUUGUACUAGGAAGAUCAUCAGAAGUUUCUUUAUAUAAUGAGGAUCUAGUUUCAAUGGACAAGCAUUCAGACUUUUCUCCAAACGAUGCUACUGGUUUCAUCAAUAUUCAUGCCAUUCGACUAAAGGAAUAUAAUCGUUACCAAAAGAAAGUUUAAAAUUCAUUGAUUUUUUUCAAAUUUAGUUAUGGUACCUUCACCUGUAAAAUAUAUAAAUAAAGUUGAGUAUAUUGUAUCGCAAAAUUUUAUA
This is a messenger RNA of Anoplophora glabripennis (Asian longhorned beetle), 1363 nucleotides long. RefSeq names its product argininosuccinate synthase. The transcript has 5 exons. Bases 40 to 1272 code for a protein of 410 amino acids. Lineage: Eukaryota; Metazoa; Arthropoda; Insecta; Coleoptera; Cerambycidae. Gene Ontology annotation, molecular function: ATP binding; argininosuccinate synthase activity. The record is from RefSeq and is a predicted model, not a curated record. Gene Ontology annotation, cellular component: cytoplasm. Gene Ontology annotation, biological process: urea cycle; L-arginine biosynthetic process.